AUGGGCGCCAUAAAGAAGAAAGGCAUGGCGCGAGAUGAUUUCAAUGUCGGCAUUGAAGUGCUGGUCAAGAAUAAGGCCCGUAUUGAGAUGGUAGUUCUUAAUGCAAUCCUUGAUCUCACUGUCGACGCCGAGGCAGUCAAUCAUAUAAUGAACAUGAGAGAGCCACUUGAGAAACUCAAGGUCGAGUUCCUCGAGUUUCAAUCAAUGAUUAAUAAGGCUCUUCCUCCUUUACCAUUUUCAGAGAUGACUUGGAAGUCAAUUUACGUUGCUCAAGGCAUUAUUGUUGACGGGGAACUGAGCGAUGAUGACGAGGAGGAGGAGGAGGAGGACGACGAUGAUUACAGCGACGCAGGCUACUACACGCAGUGUUCAACGAGCUCAGCGGCUAGCAGCUUGGUGUCUGACGUGCCCAUCCAAGGCUUCGGCAGCAUCGAAGAUCCCAUCGUUCUCAGUCCCGUUGAACUGCCGCUCCUGACAACUUACGAGGACAACCACAGCAGCAAGGAGCGACUAUCAAUCUUCUCGAACGAGUUCUUUGAGAUUCGCAGAUCCCCUACGGCCGGCUGGGGCGCCUUCGCUACCAAGAAGCUCCAUAGGGGUGAACAGAUCAUGGUAGAGAAGGCUUUAUAUCACGCUUUCUACUCAGAUGUGACCAAGGCUGUCAAAUCUCUGCCGCAGAAGGAGCGAUUGGUUGCGAACGAUAUGUCCGCUUUUUCUAAUCAGGAAGGAGAGACAAAAGAGGAGGCCAUCUGGAGCACAAACGCGUUCACAGCUCGUCUCACCUCCAAGGAUGGUACUCAGAAGAACGUACCCGGUCUCUUCGCCAUUGCAGGCCGAUUCAAUCAUUCUUGCUCUCCAAAGAUUGAUUACAAGUUUCGCACUGAUAAAGAGCUCUUAGUCUUUACCGUGAGAGACUGGGAGAUUGAAAAGGGCGAAGAGCUAACCAUAUCAUACGGUCAAGUGCCGUCCGUGCUGUGGUAUAAGUACGGGUUCAUCUGCGAAUGUGGCUACUGCCGCAAGUUCGACCCGAAGCAGUCUGAAUGGUCUUGA
Colletotrichum orchidophilum is the source of this 1050-nucleotide messenger RNA. RefSeq lists its product as uncharacterized. Bases 1 to 1050 code for a protein of 349 amino acids. The transcript has 4 exons. The record is from RefSeq and is a predicted model, not a curated record. NCBI's taxonomy places the organism in Eukaryota, Fungi, Ascomycota, Sordariomycetes, Glomerellales, Glomerellaceae. Gene Ontology annotation, molecular function: protein binding.